AUGGUGGCGGCGUCGAGGCCGUGCUUGGGCUGCUGGGCCUGGCCCUGCCCUUGCAGGGGCUGUGCGCCGUGGUGCCGCGUCCUGGUGCGGCGAAGGUGGAGGAAGCGCAGGCAGAGGAAGAUGACGACGAGGAAGAAGCAGCAGGCGACGGAUGCCGCCAACGCGCUGAGCAGCGUGGUUGUGCUGCAGCACGGGGCCACGGCCUCUCCGGGCUCGAACGGCGCGAUGUAUGAGGACAUGGUGGAGGAAAUGGCUUUGGGAAACGAAGCUACAGCUAGCUAUAUAUAUGUAGACAGAUUAUGA
Triticum turgidum subsp. durum (durum wheat) is the source of this 303-nucleotide messenger RNA. The record is from the annotation of a GenBank genome assembly. NCBI's taxonomy places the organism in Eukaryota, Viridiplantae, Streptophyta, Magnoliopsida, Poales, Poaceae.